AUGGUGGAGAAGCGGUGCCCGCUGCAGAGGGACGGCGUGUACCGCUGGUUCUCGGAGCUGCCCUCCCCGCAGCGGGUGGAGUUCCUGUGCGGCCUCCUGGACCUGUGCAUCCCGCUCGAGCUCCGCUUCCUGGGCUCGUGCCUCGAGGACCUGGCCCGCAAAGACUAUCACUCGCUGCGGGACUCGGAGAUCAAGGCCAACAACCCGGCCGACCUAGGCAGCUUGACCAAUCUGACAGACGAGGUGGUGCGCAGCAAGCUGCUGGUGUCGCUGGCGCUGUUGGGCUCGGAGCAACGCGAGGCGGCCGGGGUGCUGUACCGCACGCUCACGCACAUCGACUCCAUCAUCCACAACUACGGGCUACAGCUCAACGAGGGCCGCACGGGCGAUGAGUUCCUGCUGCUCUUCACCAUGGCCUCCAACCACCCGGCCUUCAGCUUCCACCAGAAGCAGGUGCUGCGCCAGGAGCUCACGCAGAUCCAGAGCAGCCUCAGCGGCGGCCCCGGCGGCAACAGCAGCGGCAAGAGCUCCCCGGGCCACGGCAGCCCCCUGCCCACCUGUCCGGCCUGUCACAAGGUCACCCCAAGAGCAGAGACCCCGAUAAAUAGUGUUGGUAACAGUUUGGAAAAUGCACUACAUACAUCAGCACAUUCCAUUGAGGAGUCUUUACCCAAGAGGCCUUCAGGGAAACACUCCAAAGUGAGUGUUGAAAAGAUAGAACUGAAGGGAUUAUCACAUAAGAAAAAUGAAAGAAAUGUUGAAUGUUCCUUUGAGGUCUUGUGGUCUGAUUCUUCAAUAACAUCACUAACCAAAUCUUCCAAUGAAGUGACUGAAUUUAUUUCAAAGUUAUCUCAACUAUACCCUGAAGAAAAUUUGGAGAAAUUCAUUCCUUGCCUAUCUGGUCCAGAUUCAUUUUACCUGGAGAGAAACCACAUGGACCUGGAAUCGGACCUUAGGUAUUUGGCCUCAUUACCUUCUCACAUAUUGAAAAAUGACCAUGUUAAGAAAUUUUUUAGCACUUCAACUCCUACCCAACAGCUUCAAAGUCCAAGUCCUGGCACCCCCUCCCUUUCCAAAGUAGGCACUAUGAUGGGAGCUUCUGGAAGACCUGUAUGUGGAGUAGCUGGCAUUCAGUCUUCUCAGAACAAUACUCAGCAUCACAUACAACACUCUGCCAGUGCAGCUGUAGCACUACCCCACUGCUCUCAUCCAGGGAGUACUGGCUCAUCGUUGACAUACCGCACCCAGAUGGACACCUCUUCCCCCAUAUUAAUGUCUUCCAGUCUUCAAACCCCUCAGACCCAGGAACAAAAUGGGAUUUUAGACUGGCUCAGGAAAUUGCGUUUGCACAAAUAUUAUCCUGUUUUCAAACAACUCACAAUGGAGAAGUUUUUGAGCCUGACUGAGGAAGAUCUGAAUAAAUUUGAAUCCCUGACAAUGGGCGCAAAGAAGAAGCUCAAAACUCAGCUGGAGCUAGAAAAGGAAAAAUCAGAAAAAAGGUGCCUGAAUCCCUCCACACCAUCUUCAGUUCCCAAUAGUGGUGUAGCCAGAGUUCCCCCUACUAGCCAUGUAGGACCUAUACAAACCAUUCGUGGAAACCAUGCUGCAGAGCUACGAGUGGAUGUGGAACAACCAGCUCAUCAGAUGCCCCGAGAAGGUAGCUCUUCAGAGUAUUCUAGUUCUUCUUCUAGCCCAAUGGGGAUCCAGGCUCGGGAAGAGAGCUCUGACAGUGCUGAGGAAAAUGAGAGACGUUUAGAAAUUCACUUGGAGGGUUCAGAUAAGGAGAAGCCAGUAAUGUUACUGAAUCAUUUCACUUCAAGUUCAGCCAGACCCACAGCUCAGGUUCUACCAGUGCAGAAUGAUGCAGGCUCAAACCCAUCCGGCCACCAUCCCCUGCCAGCACAAAUGAUGACUGCGGCUGCCUCUCACAUAGCCCCUAUUCGAAUGCUAAAUUCAGUACACAAAUCAGAACGAGGAAACACAGACAUGAAGCUUCUUUCAUCUUCUAUGCACUCACUUUUGUCUCUAGAAGAAAGGAAUAAAGUUGCGUCUGGACCAAGAGGCAGCAUUAAAGUAGAAAAGAGCUUUGGAAAUGCAAUGAUGGAAGUCUUACCUGCAUCCUCUCCCCAUCAGCCCAUGCAAGUCCUUUCUGGGAUUCCUGAAAGCAGUUCAGUUUCACCCACAGUUUCUUUUGGUCCAAGGACCAAAGUUGUCCACGCUUCCACUCUGGACAGAGUAAUCAAAACAGCCCAGCAGCCAGCGUUAGUUGUGGAAACGAGCACUGCUGCUACCGUCACGUCUAGCACAGUCUUCCACGUGGCUCGCCCUCCAAUCAAACUUCUGGUCUCUUCGUCUGUUCCUACUGAUUCUGCAAUUUCUGGACAAACAUCCUGCUCAAAUAAUGUGCAGAUAAGCGUGCCCCCGGCAAUAAUAAACCCCAGGACUGCCCUGUACACAGCCAACACCAAAGUGGCCUUUUCUGCAAUGAGCAGCAUGCCCGUGGCCCCAAUGCAAGGCAGCUUUUGUGCUAAUGGCAACACUGCCUCUUCCAGCAGCCACCCAUCGACAUCCUUUUCGAACAUGGCAAAUUUGACCAGCUGCCCUGCCCCCAGUUCUAGCCCCACCCUUUCAUCUGUAACAGAAAACAAUUUCUAUAGCAGCAGCAGCAGCAGCAGCAACAGCAGUAGUGGCUCCACAGGAACCAUCCCUGUCCCAAAUCAAAACCAUCACCACCACCAUCACCAUCAGCAGCAGCAGCCUCAGCAGCAACAGCCUCCGGGAUGCAUAGUUUGCACUUCGUGUGGAUGUAGUGGAAAUUGUGGUUCAAGUGGUAUGACUGUCAGUUAUGCUAACUAUUUCCAGCACCCAUUUUCAGGACCUUCAAUGUUUACUUUCCCAUUUCUGCCCUUCAACCCAAUAUGCAGCAAUGGCUACAUCAACACUCAGCAGUACAGCAGCGGCACGACUUUUCCAGUAGUUCAUUCUCCUUAUAAUAGUAACUUAACCCCAGACUCUGUAUUGAGUGGUCAGUCCACAUUUGCAGUUCCUCCAAUGCAGAACUUUAUGGCAGGGACAGCAGGGGUAUACCAAGCCCAAGGAAUGAUGGGAAAUAACAGUUCCAGCCACAAAAAAAGUGGAAAUCUUUCUUGCUAUAACUGUGGGGCCACCGGUCACCGGGCUCAGGACUGCAAGCAGCCACCAAUGGAUUUCAAUCGUCAAGGUACUUUUAGGUUGAAAUAUGCCCCUCCAGCAGAAAGUCUGGACUCCACAGAUUGAUAUUUUUCUCUGGCAACAGAACACUAUUAAGCCAUGGAGACAUAAGGAAAAUUAAAUACAAAACUGAGAAGUCUAGUUGCUGUUGAGCUUAAUAUUUUUAAUCCAAAGGUGCUUUACUUUACUAGACUGGAUAGAAAAAAAAAUCUAGCUUAGGGGUGCAUCAUACCCAAUUUUAUUGAUUGCCAAAAUCCUAGUUUGGAGCUUGAUGUCAGGACUUGCCUAGUGGGUAUCACAGAUGGUUGGUGAAGUUUGCCACCUACAUUCUUUGUUGCAAUGCAAAAAAAAAAAAAAAAAAAAAAAGUCACAUUUACUGAAGAGCAUUGCCGUAAUUGGUCCUUCUAGGCUGAAACAUAAUUCCAGGGCAGCUACGUGUGAUCUGAAUUGAGAGCCGGAGGUUGAAGUUUUCAAAGUGGAGUUUCGCCAGUCGGACUCUGACACCCCUGGGCUAGGUAAAAUGUCUACUUUUUUUUUUCCUAAAGUGGUCAGGCACUAAUCUCUGGGAUUUUUAAGGAUUGCACUACAGAAGAAUGUAAAAUGAUUUAAAAUCUCUGCAGUUCUGGUAGACAAUGUUAACGCGUUUUCUGAGACCAGUGCAAGAGACAGACGACCCACACUUAAAGAAUUGGCACCAGCAGGCUAACAUGGCCGACUACACAAAUAAAGCAAUCUUAUUUUCUCCUUUCCCUCUGUAAAACAUGUGUGGCAGUUUCAGUCCUUUUUCUGUUUAUAAAUGUACACUGUCAACACUUAUUAGGUAGAAACCGCUGACCAGCAGCAAAAUGAACUUAAUUUCUAAGGGUCCAAGUCCCAGAGACGUCGGGGUCAUAAUGGCUCUAGAACACCUAUUUUUUUCCUAACACAUUAAACAGCAUUGAGUCCUGUUCCUAUUAGACGUGGACAACAUCUUUCAGAGACAUAUUAACUACACUACUUUUGUAAAUGAGUUUGAAACCAACCUGAUGCUGAAAACUGUUAGCAGACUUUGCAAGCCGUUAUUUUAUGUAAUGCUGACUUCUACCCCAAGGCUUACUGCUAAAGGAUUCAGAGGUGUUGAGACAGAUAUUUCAACAAUAAUACAAUUUCAUAAUUAAUGAGCAAAGAGACUUUUAAAGUUUUCCUGUCAACCUCUUUUGUUACUUUAAACUAGUUAAUUCUGUUUGCUACCUAGAACUUGUCAUUUGAGAAUUGAUAAGACUUGGAAGGAGGCCCCACAAAAUGCACAUAAUUUUGUCAAGGUGGAGAAAUACUAUAUUCACCAUGGAUUCCUAAAUUUUUGUCAUUGGAAUGGUAACACUUGGUUUGAAAGCCAGGGAUUAGAGAACAAAGCUAAUUUUCUGCUAAAAUAUGACUUAAAUGCUUAAAAACCUCUACCACCAAAAUGUACUGAGAAGGCAAAGCAAUGUCAUCCAGGGGUUUUCCAUCAAGUAUUUGUGAAAAUUUUUAAAUGUUCGGCCCAUUCUGAAAUUGGGAUUUCAGCCUCAGGCCAAAAGCAGAACAACACAGAAGUGGUUCCAAUGUAGAGGCAUUGUAAUAGGAAAUGGCAGUGAUACUACACUUGUUUCAAAUUUUUGGAGGUCAGUUUCCCAGCUUCAUGGAAACCAAAGCAAAAAGGUUAUUUGAAUCUGUGAAAAAUAGUACAUAUGAGAUUUUAUUAAUUUCUUAUUUCUAUGCAAUGUAGAAGCUACAGACCUCUGUAUUUUCAGCUCUUUUUAUGAUACACAGUAUUACAGUAUUGAAUUGAAGUAAUUGUGAGGUUUGCUAAUGAUUUUGAGGAUGUUUCAUUGGAUCUCUUGGGAAAAUUUAAAACUUAAAAACCAUUCAAGUGAUGAGAACUGACACAAUGCAACUUUGCCUUAAAGAGUUUUAGACAGUAGGAACAACUUUGUCAUGCUAUAUAUGUACUAUGUUAAAGGAAGACAUAAGAGUUUUCAAUGAUGUUUACGAUUUUAAUAUUUUUGAGGGCCUUUUACAAGUGGCCUGGAUGUGUGCUGGAAGCCAAACUUUUAUCGUUUUUGUUUUUUAAAACAUACUUUAAAUUUAAAUUGUAUUUAAGUAAACCCUAUUUUCAACAGUGUCAUUGUUGAAAACUGUCUCAAAUAGCAAAAAAAAAAUGUUCAUUUAUGUAAAUUGUAUUUUGUUUUAGUGGACAAUAUUGGGGAGUUAAGUGUCUGUUACCCUUCUGACUUGUUUGGUACAUAUUAAUCAAUAUAUUUAAGUAUAAUUCAAUUCUUUAAAAAUUAAAACAAAAACUAUUUGAUUUGAAAUUAUAAAAUUCAGAAGUUGAGCAGCUCAUAUUGUUCAGUUUUCCAAACUGGUUCAAUAGCCAAGUUAAAAUCUUGUGUUUGAAAAUGGGUUUUUAUGGUAUAUUGUGUCAGAUGAGGACAUUUAUAUAUGUUCAAGAAAAUUUCAGGAGUAAACAGAAAGAACUCUUAAUGCAGAAAUGAUUGAAAUGCCAGUAUUUGAGAGCUUUCCCAAAGCAAAUUACCAAGUUUUAUGGCUUCAGAGUAUUGGCCAGCAGUAUUACGAUUGAAUUUCUAUCAAGAAGCCAAAAAUAGAGAAGUCCAUACAGCAUUUUUGCAUCUCAUCAAGAGUCCUUAGUUACUUUAGACAUAGAUCAUCUUUAACCCUUUCAAGUUCUUAGUAUCUUGCUUUAAAUUGUGGUCUCGAUCUCAGAGUGGCUGAAACAACCAGGUAGGUAGUGGUAAUGCCCACUUCUUUGUGUAUGUCUGUCAUGUAUUAAAGAAGCUUCAAGCACCACUACCCCACUCCACCCUACCCUGAUCCUUUUCUGCUUCAAGAAGCAAGGGGGAGGGGGUAGUGGAAUGUACAGGUUGAAGUAGAAUACAGUGUGGGAUAAAACAACUAUUUAAAUACUUUUUUUUAAGGAAGAACAGUUAACUACCUUAUGUUCUAUUGUAGUAUAGAAACCUGGAAAGUGUUAAACUUUCUAGUUAUUGAGGAGUACUAAGUACAUGGGAGCUAGCACUUCUUCAAAUUCUAUAAAAGGCAAAAACAAAAAAAAAAAACAAAAAAAAAAUAAAAAUAAAAAAACCUUGAUUAGAAAUAUUGGGAAUAAAACCAGCAUUGUCUAUAACCUACAAAAGAUUUUAGGAGUCAGUUUGUUAAUAGAAGGCAAUAGGUUCAGUAUUUUUUAUUAAAUAUUUAGAACUUUAGAUCCUUUAUUGCAAGAGGUCAACAUGGUUCAUUUACACUACAAAUUAUAUGUAUUGAGGCACAGUAGUAGUAACUUUACCAAAAUAUCACAGCUAUA
Messenger RNA from Gracilinanus agilis (Agile Gracile Mouse Opossum), 6547 nucleotides. It is a transcript of the gene ZCCHC14, whose product is annotated as zinc finger CCHC-type containing 14. Bases 1 to 3276 code for a protein of 1091 amino acids. The transcript has 13 exons. The record is from RefSeq and is a predicted model, not a curated record. Lineage: Eukaryota; Metazoa; Chordata; Mammalia; Didelphimorphia; Didelphidae. Gene Ontology annotation, molecular function: zinc ion binding; phosphatidylinositol binding; nucleic acid binding.